Messenger RNA from Arabidopsis lyrata subsp. lyrata, 1501 nucleotides. RefSeq names its product nuclear pore complex protein NUP88. Gene Ontology annotation, biological process: ribosomal large subunit export from nucleus; protein import into nucleus; mRNA export from nucleus. NCBI's taxonomy places the organism in Eukaryota, Viridiplantae, Streptophyta, Magnoliopsida, Brassicales, Brassicaceae. Gene Ontology annotation, molecular function: structural constituent of nuclear pore. The record is from RefSeq and is a predicted model, not a curated record. The transcript is spliced from 7 exons. The coding region runs from base 536 to 1090 and encodes 184 amino acids. Gene Ontology annotation, cellular component: nuclear pore.
AGAUACAAAAUCAUCAGGAUUCAGAAACAGAAGACUGACAUGAUAGAGUUGAAAACUGAAUUCAGCUUCUGCUUGUCAAUGAUAAACAAUGAAUUAUGAACGAAUCAAACCAAAAAAACCUUGAGUAUCCCUUACGCUCUCAAACCUAUUUUCAACUCAAUUCCCCAAUAAUCCACCAUGUUUGUUCAGAAUCCAAAACUAAUUAACAUGACCUUAUGCAUUAGCUUGAACCUCAAGGUACAAUAAAAAUUAAGUUUUAGGGUUCAGAUUCAAUUUUUGUAUAUUAUUUUAAAAUAAGUCCUUUAUUUCAGUUUUUUUAUAAGACAGCACACUUUAUUUCAGAGAAAUUUAAUGGGCCGAAGAAAAGCCCAUUAAAAGUCUCAACUGUAUCUGCUUCUUCUCUCUGUUCUCUUCCUGCUCUUCUACAUCUACGCCCUGGCCGACGAACACAUAUACAGUGAGUGAGAGAGAGAGAGAGAGUAUGAAAUUUAACUUCUAGGAGCCAGAGGAUACGCCAGAUUCACGGCGAUAUCCGAUGCCUAAAGAGCCGGUUCGGUGGGUUCCUCUCCAGAGCCACCCGGUUUUCGCUUCUCUUCCAUCCUCCCAGGAUGAACUCGCCGCGUCGCAGCGUUUUCCGAGAAAUUUGAUGGCUUGGGACGGAGACUGGCGCCUAUACUACUGGGAUUCUAAACGAUAUCUCCUUCACCGAUUAUCUCUGCGCUUGGGUGAGCCUGAACCAUCAUCCGUCCUCGCCGCAGUCCCGUCCAAGGUGAUGCAACCAGACCUUCAACUGACAUUUUCUGUUAGCAAAAUCUCCAUUAAUAAGUCUGGAUCAGCUGUACUUCUUGCCGGCUCAGAUGGAAUAUGUGUGAUGUACCUAUUUGGACGUGCUUCUGUGGUAGAAUACAAUAUCAUUUGCAGGGUAGUUUCUAUUGGUUCAGAAAUCUAUACUAGUGGUGACAAUGCCAUAAACUUGCUACAAGCAUUGUGGCACCCUGAUAGUGACACCCAUUUGGAAAUUCUAUCCUCGGAUGCAGUUUUCAGGCUAUUCGAUUUGUCUUCAGAUGCUGAUUAUAAGGAGAUCUGGUGAGCCAGGAAGAUCUGGAACAGCUUCAUCAAUUUAUCCUGCUGAUUUCAGUUUCUGAGGAGAUCAUCUGUGGGAUAGAUUCACUUUCUUUAUAUUAUUCACUGAUGGUUCAAUUUAUAUCCUGUGCCCAGUUGUGCCAUUUGGAAGUGUUUACAAAUGGGAAUCGGUAAUGGAGAUUUACAACGAUGCAAGGAACUAGAGGUGAAAAUAUAUUGGUGGUGAAAGCUCAUCCUUAUGCUUUGCUUGACGCAUCAUUGGCUUUACAGGGCCCUUUAUAUAAAGCAUCUAGUGGCGACGGAGAUGAAGAUUUCGCUGUUCGGGAGGCAGAAUGUAAAGGCCGGGCAGUGAGUCUAUCAUAUAAUCUUGUCAGCAAAGAUUCGAUUCUGGUAACUGCCUGGAGUGCAGGAUCUUACG